GAUUAAAGGACUGUAAGAUCAUACUGCAGUGUGAGUUGAGGGAGUAACUUUUGCUAGGCUGGUAGCCGACAAAGUUUGUUUGUUAUGGAAGACCCUCUGAGCUUUACACCUAAACAUGAAGAUGUAGACGGUGAUGCGUUUAAAACAAGUGGAUCUGAGGAGGACGACAUCGGCUAUCACUCGAUCGGGCGAAACAUUAAGAGGUUAGAAGACCAGCAUUUGAACGGAGAUCCUGGCGCUAAAAGUCCAACAGUUCCAACAAAGAUUCGCGACAUUGUGACGAAAUCUAUUUCCCCAGUUGAUUCCAAGAUGGCGUCUCCGGGUUUCGGGGAUGAAUCGCGAAUGCUACAAUCCGAAGUAAGCCGUUUGGAAGAUUUACUCGCUGCAACGAGAGCAGAACGAGAUGAAAUUGGCUCCAAAUACAUGGCAGUCAGUGACAAGUUGGAGCAUUACAUGAAAGGGGGAUCCAGUCCUGGAAGUGCAGGAUAUAGCAGUCUUGCUGCUGGCGACCAAUCAGUGACAGACAGCAAUCUUGUCCAGCAAGUCUCUUACCUCAAAAGCAAGCUUGAAGAGGAACAUGCUAACUACAAGCGCAAACUUCAAGCUUAUCAAGACGGACAGCAGAGACAGGCUCAGUUAAUUCAGAAGUUGCAGCAGAAGGUGCUGCAAUAUAAACGCAAGUGUGGAGAGUUAGAGACAUCUGUUAAUGAGUCAAAAACCUCAGAAGAGACUGUAAAGAAAAAGCUUCAGUCUGCAACAGAAACAUUGAAAGAACAAGAAGCUAAGCUUAAAGAAACAGAGGAUGAACAUUCCAGUGACUUAGAAAACUCUCUGAUCCGGUUAGAGGAAGAACAACAGAGGUAAGAUUCAAAAUUCAGUGUNCAUGUACGUUUGAUGGACAUGUGGAAGACAAUGAACAACUUCAGGCGGCAGUUCAAUGAGAUGAAAUCUGCGACACAAAGGGAUCUGUCCAGUGUCCGUGCUGAAGUUACCAAGUCUGUUCGAGUUGUGCAGGGAGCCUGCAUGGAUUUAGACAAAAAUCUGCGUGGCAUGGAUGCUAAUACCCAGUCUGCACUGGAGGAGGAGAGGGCUCGAUGUCAAAAGGCUGAGGAGCAGCUGCGUGAGAAAGUACAGGAAUUUAUUGAGCUUCAGAACAAAUAUGACAGUGAAAGGACUGAUCUUAUGGUGAAGGUAAAGGACUUGACAAAUGUAAAAGAAAAACUGGAAGCUCAGAUCAACGAGAAGGAUGAAACCAUCGCAACUUUAAAGAAGAGGAUCAAUGGCUUGGAAAGUGGUUUUGCGAGACAGUCAGAGGAAUGGGAGAAUCAGAGUGAAGCCAGCCUCGCUGCCAUGCGAGAACAAGCGGAAAUCCUGCAUAGCACUCUUCAAGAAAUAACGCAUGCAGUGAGGCAGGAUGCUGACAACACUUCCAAACUUUUGGGCUCACCUGGCAUGGAAAUAGAGGUGGUGGAUGCAGGCCUGCUAGAGGGCGCUGAAGAUGACUUCAUGACUAAGAGGCCAAUUUCACCAUCACGUGCUGCUCGCUUGCGUUCAUCAUCUCCCACCCGUUCCAGGUCGCCUGCUGUAUCAGACAACGCCCUGGCUCAAGUACAUUCCGCUAUUCAAAAGAAAAAUAUUCAAGUGAUGGAAAUGAAGAGCAAAGUGGAAUCGGCAAAGGAUUCCGAGAAGAGAACUAAAAAACAACUUGAUGAUACUGAGAAUGAAAGACGACGGCUGGAGCAUGCUCUAAACACCGCCCGCGAUGAACUGGACUCUGUUCGGCAAAAAGUCUCUGAGACAAGUCAAGACCGCGAGCGUUUUAAAGCGCACUCUGAUGUUCUCGCCACUGAAAAGCAAAACUUGGAAAAGAUGCGUCACUCCAUGAACGAGCAGUUAGAAAACAUGACAGCAGAAAUUGAAAAACUGCAAGCGGCAAACAGCGAGCUUCAACGACAGCGCGACAACCUGGAGGAUGACAAAGAUGACUUAGAUCGCGAGAAGGAUCGAUUAGGAAAGGAAGUACUGCGAAUGACACAAGUCAUUGAACAACUCGAAACCAAGCAGUCUUCGCUGAAAGAAGACAUUGUUACACUCAAGGAACAGCUGUCCCGCGCCAUGUUGGAUAAGGAGGUCUUGGAUCAGGAGAAAGCACACGUUAGUGAGACGUUGUCGAAGUCGGAGCUUCAGAAAGCCGAGCUGGAAUUGGAGAUCAACAAGAUGAAGUCGGAGGAGAUCGCGCUGCGAGACGCACUGGUGAAAUUACAGUCGCUAAACGAAGGACUGGGUCAAGACAAGAUUGAACUGAACAAGAUUAUCAAGCAAAUGGAGUCUGAGAAGUCGUCCCUGAGCCAGGAUAAGAGAGAUUUGGAAAAUGAGAAAAACAGCAUCAGGCAGGAGUUGAUCCGCGUUGAACAAGAAAAGGUGGACUUGGACACAGAGAAGUCAUCACUGGACCAUAACCUGAGCAUCCAUGAAGCCAGCCGAGAAAAACUGGAGUCCGAGUUGAUCUCUGCGAACCGAGAGAAAGCAGAACUCAGUGAAGCACUAAACCAGGUUACCAGAGAAAGAGAUUCCAUCUACGAUGAGUUGAUGACCACUCGCCGUGAUGUGGAAAGACAGAGCUCCAAUGUUGUGCGUUUGGCAAAAGAAAAAGAAGAGCUGACACGAGAGAAGUCCAGUUUGGUCGUGCAGGUAAACUCUGGCGAGCGGGAAAAUCGCGGCUUAGCCGAGAACAUUGCAAGUUUGAAGAGCGAGAAAGAGUCUUUGGAAACGGCUUUGUACGACCUUCAACAAACUGCUACUAAGUUGGAAGCAAGAAAAGAAGCGCUUGAGGCCGAGAACCAAGAACUUCUGUUAUCCAAGGAAGCUUUGACUGUUGACCUGCAGCGCGUGCGCAAAGAAAAAGAGAUCGAGGAGGCCAAGUUGCUGAAGGACAAAGAGUUGGUCGAGCAGAGACUGGGCCAGACUCAGCGUGAUGGCGAGGUUGCGCUGAAGAGAAUGGAGCAGAAACACGAGGAGGAAGUGGAGAAACUGAGGCGAGAGAAAGACAGUUCUUUGAUACAAGCCAAUCAAGAGAAGGAAGAGGCUAUUUCACAGCUCAAGGAUGAAAAAGAAGAAGUGGGACAAAGGCUCGAGCGCGAGAAAGCAAUACUUGUGAAUGAAGUGGCCUUGGUUCAAAAGGAGCGUGACGAUCAACUACUCAUGGCUGAAAACGAGAAACAAGAGGCGUUACACGCGGCAGCCAACGAGAAGGGAAGUUUGCUGGACAGACUCAACAAGACACAGAACGACUUGGAAAAUGCCAACGUGGAAAUCGACAGAAUCAAGCGUGACGCUUUCAGCCGUGCCGAGCAGGACAAGGGAGCUAUAACACAGGCCCAAAAUGAAUUAAGAAACACACGAAGCAAGCUUGAAGAUGUCAACAACCGCUAUCAAGCCGAGUCUGCUGAAUUAAAGAAUCAAAUCAAAGAUCUAGCCCGAGUCAAGGAAAACACAAUGCGCGAAGUUAGUGAGCUUAAACUUCAACUCAAGAUGGUGGAAGAAGCUCGUGACGGGGUUCGUCGGGAGCUCAUCGACGCACAUAGAAAAAUCCGAGAAGGCGAAGAGGCUCGCGAAGUCGCUCGGAAGGAGAACACCGAUCUGAAGAGGCAGCUGAAAGACGAAGAACGCGAAAAACAAGCCGUGCAAGAGACUGCCAACGAACUGAGAGGAAAGGUGAAGAAAUGUGAAGCAGAGAAGACCAAUCUGAGGAGGACAUUGGACGAAGCAAGCCAGAAGAUUGGAUCGCUUGAGGAAACGAAGGCCGCGCUACAGAAAGAAGCUGGAGAACUGAGAGCGAGCUUAAGGGAAGUUGAAAAGGCACGAUUGGAAGCUCGACGCGAAUUACAACAACUUCACAACCAGGUCAAGAUGCUUGAUGGUGAAUGCCUUAAGAGCAAGAAAGAAAUCUCCGAUCUCAAAGAUCAACUUGCCAAGGACGAGCACCUCAUAGAUGAACUGCGCCAAGACAACUUCAACAUGAAACAGAAACUGGUCGAGUCUGAUGGCCAAAAGGAAGGCGCCAAACGAGAAAUCCAAAACCUGACGCGUAAAUUCGCCGAGAUGGAGGAAGACAACCGUGUCAGAGAAAAAGAUUUCUCUGCUGCCCUGGAUGAAGCUCAUCGCGCCGAACAGAAGGCCAAUGACAAGGUGAAGAAUCUGGAAAAUCUGUUGGAAAAUUCCAGCCAAGACAAUAGCGAUCUGAAACUGAAGCUGUCUGGGUCAGAAGGACGCAUUACGGGUCUAGAAGCGCAGUUGGCGCGUAUGGAAGGAUCUAAGAAUGAUUUGGAGUUCAAACUUGCCAGCUUGCAUUCCACACUGAGAAGAACGCUUGGAAUUAAACCACCUGGUGAAAUGGGUGGAAGGACUCCCUCUCCGACGCGCGCUCGUAGCCCGAGUCCCCGUCGCCGCAUGUUCGGCAGAAGUCGGUCGCGUUCACCGGAGAAAGCCAUGGAAGAGACCGUAGAUUCAGGGGAUCGUUCAUUGUCCCCGAGCAGAAAACUUUCUCCUGGUAAAUCAAUGGAACUGUCCGGCGAGAUUGAUCCAGAGACCGUGCGCUCUGCAUUGCGGGACUUUGCUCAGAGCAUGAAAGAAGCUGAACGAGAACGUGACGAGUCCAUGGCUAAGGCUGGUAACUUACAGCGAGCUCUUGCUGAAAUGGAGGAGGAGAAGGCGCAUACUGACCAGCGGUUACUGGCGCUGCAGAAGUCACUGGGAGAGGCCGAAGAAGGUCGCCGUGGUGCUGACGGUCGUCUCAGUAGUGCCCAGACCGCACUCAUGCUCCAGGAAGAAACUAUCAGGCGCUUGGAACGAGAGCGGAAAGGAUUGAACGAAAAGAUCUCAGUACUGGACUCCAGUCUCGCUCAGGCAGAAGGCGAGCGCCGCCAACUGCGAGACAAGGUUGCUCAGUUCCAGCAGAGUGAGUCAAAGAGCGACCAGGAGAAAGAAGCCAUGCGCGCGCAAAUCGAGAACGCUGAAUCGAGGCUGACCAAAGUUGAGCUCAGGAAGAGGUCCCUGGAGGGUGACAUCGAAAGGCUGAGAAUGCAGUCAACCGAAGGCGAGGCUGAGAAACAAGCUCUCCGUGAGCGCAUCGAUCAGCUGAUGAGAUCACAGCAAGAACUUGAAUCACGUUCUACUUCCCUGCAGUUGACUGUGGACAGGCUCACGCUGGCCCUGGCAAAGACAGAGGAAGAGGAACAGGCUUUCAAGGAGAAGGUGACCGAACUGUCACUCAGUUUGAAUGACAGCAAUGCCACAUCUCAGUCGCUGCAAGAGAGGCUCCAACAGAUGCAGCGCGCGCUUACCAACAGUGAGCAUGACCGCAAGAUCAUGGCUGAAAGACUGGAGGCUCUGAAGGCUGCUCAACAGGAUGCCAAGAACAGAUAUAACGUGCAACAAGAUCGCAUGCAGCAAAUGAAGAACGAACAGGCCGAUGCUGAGGUUCGCCGGAUGGAAUUCGAAGGUCAAAUCCGUCAACUACAGCAGAUGCUACAGCAGCAGAAAGAAGCUGAAGAAGAACUUGUGGCGAGAAUUGGCAAACUACAGGAGGAGAAACGUGAACUGCAAGAUCGUCUGGCGAACUUCCAGCGAGGCUUGGCCAACGCCGAGCAAGAGAAGAGGGAACUGGAACGAGCGCAUGUUCGUCUAGAAAAAGACAAGAAAGCUUUGAGGAACACCCUGGAUAAGAUCGAGCGUGAGAAACUUGAGGCAGAAGAAGUGAGCACGAGAUUGCGUGACGAGCGUGACAAGCUGGACCGAUCAAGCAGCUCAUACGAACACGACAACCAAGAGUUACAGAGAACUAUUCAAGCCCUACAACAACAAAUUGCUGAAACCGAACAUGCUCAUGCACAAAAACUGGUUGAACUGACAAGCCGACAUCGGCAAGAGGUGGAACUUGAAAGCGAGCGAGCUAACAAGUCUCAGAGCCAACUGGAGAAAACGCAAGUGGCAAGAGAACGAGCACACAAACAGAGAGUCAAGGGCCUGGAAGAACAAGUUGCUACCUUAAAAGACCAGCUCGCCAAGGAGUUACAAAAAAAGCAGUCCUACCUUACGCGCACUGCGCAGAAAUCAGACGAAAUCCGGGACCUUCGUGGUAAACUGGAAGACUCUCUUCACACCGUAGCACGUGACACCGUAUAUGAACCCUCGGUCCUUGAACGCGAGUCACAAAAGCUUGAAGACUCCGUGGAUGCGAGCUUCUCCACCUCGCCCAUGCGCCGAACCAAGUCAGCCUCGCCUCCGGUACGAUUCCCGAGCGACAAGAUCGCGACCAGCACUCCGGCAUAUUCGGGAAUGUCGCCUUCCCGCCGAGCAACUCCGAUUGCAUCAUCGGUAUCUCGCCGAACAACCCCCGGAGUAAGCCCUCUGCGCAAGACAAGAAAGUCCACUACAUGAACAGUUUAUUUUGAAUUUCUUUUUUCCUUAAUCUGGGGCUUUUUAGGGAUUCACAGUUUAUUUCUUGAAGACAUGUUCGUGUCGUGUUAUAAGUGUGGCUGUUAUUUAGGGCGGAACGUAUAAUAGCUUAUCACCUUUUUAGGAAUCUUUGCGUGUCCAAUGUGUUUUGAAAACGCUAGCAUUCUUAUUUGAUUUUAAAGGGUCUGCAUUUUACGGAUUGUUUUGUUAAUUUUAGACUUUGGAGCACCAGCUCAGGGUAAACCAAACUAAAUCUCGGUUGUUUAUUGAUUCGGGUUUUUAGCCAUUCUCUUAAUUUCUGUUCUUUUAUUCAAUCGGUUUUAUCCAUGUCAGCAGAUGUUGAUUAGAAUAGGAACCAAUUUUAAUAUUGACGCUAGGUAGAUGAAUUAGUAAUAUAUUUGUAUGCGACUUCCAUGCCGUGUAUGGUCCCUGCUUUGAAACCUUUGCAAACUGAAGUCUAUUCCCCAUGUUCUGACACGUCACUUAUGCAUUGCGUGACCAGCCAAAUAACGCCUCGGGAGUGAGACUCGAUUGUAACAACUAUUAAAAGAAAAAUGAUUUUUAUGAAAAACCAAAUAGAAGCUUUUAACUUUGUUUCGUUUGAAGAUAGCUUUUUAAACGUGCUUAUUUAUUUCUAACCUUGCUUUCUCAAGGACUAGCACGUCUAACUUAUUUGAUGUAAGUACUAAGAGUGAUUAUUGAUUGUGACGUGACAAUAAAAUAUUGAAAAUAAA
Messenger RNA from Orbicella faveolata, 7190 nucleotides. RefSeq lists its product as uncharacterized. The record is from RefSeq and is a predicted model, not a curated record. Lineage: Eukaryota; Metazoa; Cnidaria; Anthozoa; Scleractinia; Merulinidae.